Messenger RNA from Ochotona curzoniae (black-lipped pika), 1869 nucleotides. RefSeq names its product MFS-type transporter SLC18B1-like. Gene Ontology annotation, molecular function: transmembrane transporter activity. Gene Ontology annotation, biological process: transmembrane transport. The transcript is spliced from 14 exons. The record is from RefSeq and is a predicted model, not a curated record. The coding region runs from base 1 to 1419 and encodes 472 amino acids. NCBI's taxonomy places the organism in Eukaryota, Metazoa, Chordata, Mammalia, Lagomorpha, Ochotonidae.
AUGAUCUUGACAGCAGCCUCCGGGAGAUCACCACAGCGCCUCAUCCUUCCCAAGUGCACUGAAGGUGAAGCUGGUGGCCCAGCAGACGAUACAGGACAGCCACCCAGGCGGUUUUCCAAAGAACAGCUUUUUGUACUGAUAUCUGUAGCGUCCGUGAACUUCAGUUCCAUGAUGGGCUAUGCCAUCCUUGGUCCCUUCUUCCCCAAGGAGGCUGAAAAGAAGGGAGCCAGCAAUACUGUGAUUGGUAUGAUCUUUGGAUGUUAUGCUUUGUUUGACUUGCUGUCAUCUUUGGUGUUUGGAAAAUAUCUUGCACAUAUUGGUGCAAAAUUUGUGUUUGUAGCAGGAACAUUUGUCUCAGGAGCAGUUACAGUUCUCUUUGGUGUCUUGGAUCAAGUGCCAGAUGGACCGAUAUUUAUUGUUCUGUGUUUUCUGGUGAGGAUAAUGGAUGCAGUGAGCUUUAGUGCAGCCAUAACUGCCUCUUCUUCUAUCAUCGCAAAGGCUUUUCCAAAUAAUGUAGCUACAGUAUUGGGAAGUCUUGAAACUUUUUCCGGAUUAGGACUAGCCCUGGGUCCCCCUUUAGGUGGCUUUUUAUAUCAAUCCUUUGGCUAUGAGUUGCCUUUCAUUUUUCUGGGCUGUUUCGUCCUCCUGAUGGUGCCAUUCAACAUGUGUAUUUUACCCAAUUAUGAGGCUGAUGUAGGUAAACACUCCUUCUGGAAACUCGUCACUUUACCCAAGGUUGUGCUGAAUGCCUUAGUCAUUAUGUCAACCAACUCAUGCUUUGGCUUCCUGGAUCCGACUUUGUCACUUUUUGUUUUGGAGAAGUUUAAGUUACCAGCUGGACAUGUUGGACUGGUAUUCCUGGGUAUGGCGCUGACCUACACCAUUUCCUCACCACUCUUUGGUUUGCUGAGUGACAAAAUGCCUCAUCUAAGGAAAUGGCUUCUGGUUUUUGGAAACAUCAUCACCGCAGGCUGCUUCAUCCUCUUAGGCCCUGCCCCAGUCCUGCAGAUUAAAAGCCAGCUCUGGUUGCUGGUCCUGGUGUUGGUGGUGAAUGGCAUUUCUGCUGGCAUGAGUAUUAUUCCAACUUUCCCGGAGAUUCUUAGUUGUGCCCAUGAAAAUGGAUUUGAACAGGGAUUAAGCACACUAGGACUUGUAUCUGGUUUCUUCGGUGCAGCGUGGUCACUUGGUGCUUUUAUCGGACCAACAGUUGGUGGAUUUCUAUAUGAGAAAAUUGGUUUUGAAUGGGCAGCAGCAAUACAAGGCCUGUGGGCCCUGAUAUGUGGAUUGGCCAUGGGCUUGUUUUAUCUGCUGGAGUACUCAAGGAGAAGAAGAUCUAUACUCCAAAACAUCCAGGGUACAGAGUGGGAACGGACUGCUCUGCUGCCCGAGGAAAUCCGCCCUUGCACUGUUCUGGAGUGAUGCAGGAGUGGGAGAUCCCCUGGCCUUGAACCUGAAGCCAGCCUAGAACCUGGCUGCUGAGAGAGGGAUUCUCCUGGCCUUGAACCUGGCUGCUGAGAGAGGGAUUCUCCUGGCCUUGAACCUGGCUGCUGAAAGUUUUCCUACUAUUUUUGUGUCUGCACAGACUCCACGGAUCUCAUGCCAGCAGUCCAGAAAUGCUAGUGUGCUUUGAUGAUCCCAUGUUCGGCUCCAUGACUGUUGUCUUGAAAAGCUGGCCUGCUGGCAGGCGCAUUUGAAAUCUUAAGGACGAGCGUGAUAGUUGGAAAAUCAGGCAAAGUUUGCCUUUUCUGAGUAACCACACUUAGGCUUGACUAUUUUACUCAUCCCGUUGCAUUUCCUUGCUUUUUAUUCUAAGUGCUGAUUCUGAACAUGUUUUUUUUUUUAAUGACCAACAACUGAAAUGAAUUGAUA